Molecule: messenger RNA, 1819 nt
Organism: Amphibalanus amphitrite
Lineage: Eukaryota; Metazoa; Arthropoda; Thecostraca; Balanomorpha; Balanidae
Product: DNA mismatch repair protein Mlh3-like
Exons: 7
Coding region: 158-1819 (553 amino acids)
Biological process (GO): mismatch repair
Cellular component (GO): mismatch repair complex
Molecular function (GO): ATP hydrolysis activity; mismatched DNA binding; ATP binding
Source: RefSeq, a predicted model, not a curated record
UUUGAUAUAUUUCUAUCGGCCAUCGGCGCUGUGGUAUUAGCUUUUGGUUGUCGGGUGCUGCAUAAACCAUCGAGUCUAUUCUUCUUCGAUAUUUCAGUUGGCUUGAAUCAACAGACUGUCCGAUUCCUCUUGCUGGCGACGGUCCCUUCUCGAGCCGAUGUCGGCGUCCGGAAGUCGCGAGCUCGCCGGACCCCGGCAGCCGGUGGUCGCCCUGCCGGACACCGUUCAGGAGGAGAUCCGCAGCGGCGCCAACAUCACCUCGGCUGCUCAGUGCGUCAAAGAGCUGGUGCGUAACGCGCUGGACGCCGGCGCCAGCUGCGUGGCCGUGCGCGUCAACCUGCCGCAGCUGGAGGUGCAGGUGGUCGACAACGGCACCGGCAUGACGCCCCAGCUGAUGGCACGCGUCGGUGACAGGUAUGUGACGACCCACGGCGACACGCCAGGUCGAUCCUCGGUCAAACCGUUCGGUUACCGCGGUGAGAGUCUGGCCAGCAUCGCGCGCGUGUGUCGCCGCCUGGAGAUCACGUCGCGCCGCCGGGGCUCGGAGCAGACCUGGCGCCGUCGCCUAGUGACGUCCUCCCGUUCGAGGAGGGGUGGACCGGUCAGCAGCGGCGGUGAAGGCCCGAGCAGCCCGGGUGACUCGGGGCGGGGUGAGGCGGCAGGUCGGCAGGGGACCGGCGCGGCGCCCAGCCCGGUGUCGCAGCAGCGGCCCAGCGCCGGCACCACGGUCACCGUGCGGGGUCUGCUGGCCGGCCGGCGCGCCUGCCGCCGACAGGCCGAGCUGGAGAGCGUCUGCCGCGUCCUGGAGACGCUGGCACUGCCGCGCCCGGACGUGUCGUUCAGCCUCCGCGACGACGCCACGGGGAGGCUGCUCAUGGACGCUGCCAGGAGGAGUUCUGUGCUGGAGCGGUACAGCGACGUGAUCGAGCCGCUGCCGGAGCGGCAGGCGCGGCCGCUGGCGGCGCGCCGCGGCAAGGUCCGGGUGUCGGGCUUCACCACUGCGCCGGGCGGCCCUCAGCUUGUGUUCGUCAACGGCCGCUCGGUGGGCCGCGGCAGAGUCCACCGGCUGGCGGCGCGGCUGCUGGCGGGCGCGCAGCCGGAGGCCGGCCGGCCGGGGUUCCUGCUGCUGCUGCGCUGUCCGGCCGACCGGUAUUCGGUGGUGUACGACCCGGACGAGGACCGGGUCGAGUUCGCCCACUGGGAGCCCGUGCUGACCGCCGUGGAGCGCGCUGUGAUGGCCGGAGUGGCCGACGGAGCGGCGCGGCUGCAGGGAGACGGUGCCGAGACGGGGAACGAGCCAGCCGGCACCGCCGCCGCUGCCGGCACCGCCGCCGUACCCGAGUGUAACUACUUGUUGGACAGGGCUGAGGCGCGGCGAGGCAAGAAGGUGGCUCGUCCCGGCAGACCGGAGCCUCCGCUGGACGUCUCCGUCCCUGAGUCAGAGACAGUGCCGGGCGGCAGUGUGUUGCACAAGACCAGCGACAUGGAGCCGACGGAACAUCCCUCGGGCGAUCGAGAGAACGGUCGACCAAACCGUGCAGAUACUGAUAAAGAGCCUGGAGCUGGAGGGGACUGUGAUGAGACGAACCGCUCCGACACCGACCGCCAGGACGAUGGAGCGCAGGGCCCGAGUGGUGAGGAAGCUCCACCGGCGGGAGGAGCUGAGAGGCCCAAUAUGCCGCAGGUUCUGGCGACCGACUCGGCCGGAAGCUCGGAGCUAAUCAACUCGGUCACAGACCACACGGGUCUGGAGCCUCCGGCGGCCACUGGAGCCGCGGGGGACGGCGGAGCGGCCCGGCUGUCUGCGGGCUUUGCGUAG